This is a messenger RNA of Camelus dromedarius (Arabian camel), 951 nucleotides long. RefSeq names its product cysteine-rich secretory protein 2. Lineage: Eukaryota; Metazoa; Chordata; Mammalia; Artiodactyla; Camelidae. The record is from RefSeq and is a predicted model, not a curated record. Bases 144 to 878 code for a protein of 244 amino acids. Gene Ontology annotation, cellular component: extracellular region. The transcript has 9 exons.
GGUUAUGAAACCAUACAUCAUGCUCUUCCUGUAGACACCCCAGAAGAACCAUGUCAUCCUGGUCUUAAAACACCUGCCACAAAGGGCACAGUGCUUUUCCAUUUAUAAAGCACAUACCUCAUCCUGCUCUGAAAACCAACGCAAUGGCUCUACUCCCACUGGUGUUGUUUCUGGCUGCAGUCCUGCUGCCAUCUUUCCCCACCGAAGGAAAGGAUCCAUCCUUUACUGCUUUGUUAACCACUCAAACGGAAGUCCAAAGAGAGAUUGUAAAUAAACACAACGAACUAAGGAGGUCCGUGUCUCCACCUGCCAGGAACAUGCUAAAGAUGGAAUGGAGCAGAGACGCCACAGCAAAUGCCCAGAAGUGGGCAAACAAGUGCACUUUAGAACACAGCAAUCCAGACGACCGAAAGACCAGUACAAAAUGUGGCGAGAAUCUCUACAUGUCAAGUGACCCUGUUGCCUGGUCAGAUGCGAUCCAAAGCUGGUAUGAAGAACGCCACAAUUUUGUCUACGGCGCAGGACAGAAGAGUCCCAGCGCGGUCGUUGGACAUUAUACCCAGCUUGUCUGGUACUCAUCUUACCUCGUUGGAUGUGGAAUUGCUUAUUGCCCCAAUCAAGAGAGUCUUAAAUAUUACUAUGUUUGCCAAUAUUGUCCCGCUGGCAAUAAUGUGAAUAAAAAGAAUACCCCUUACCAACAAGGAACGCCUUGUGCCAGCUGCCCUGGUAACUGCGACAAUGGUCUAUGCACCAAUACCUGCGAGUAUGAAGAUCUCCUUAGUAACUGUGAUUCCCUGAAGAAAACAGCUGGCUGUGAGCAUGAACUGCUCAAAGAGAAAUGCAAGGCAACCUGCCGGUGUGAAGGCAAAAUCUACUGAAAUGUCCAAGUUGCACUGUGCAGGACCAAAUGGGAAGCUGCAGCGUUUAGUGGACACACACCAGGAGCGGGAC